CUUAAGUAUGAGCAGAAGACCACCUAAUGGGUAAUUGCACGUGUUUUUGUAUCAAAAUCUUAACAGCAGACUGUCAUACUUCCCCAGGCCUACAUCUUGAAUGAAUUCCAGGGAUUAUUUUAAAGAUGAACCCUCUAGAGGGAAGAGCUUCCCCUCUUCUAAAAAAGAAAGUGAGCGCCAGGCAUCUCUUCAUUCAUGCAAGGAACAGAAACGAAGGCUUCAAACCAGAACCUCUUGUCGACGUUUGUGUGACCUUUUGCCCUUUGUCAAUGGUCAGUUAGACACAGCAACCACCUUAGAGCUUACUACAAGGUACAUGAGCUACCUGAAGGAAACUCUGCCUCCAGACAUUCUGUCUAAAGUUAAUAAAGCAGUUGAGGCUAAAGUGAGUGGUUCGUGUAAAAACGUACAAAGGCAACAGAAGAAACGAAGAACAUUGAGAACAAAUAAGAAUACUCUGCAGAGAGAAAAGCCAGCUGCUAAGAAGUCAACUGAGGGUCAUGUCUCAAGAAUAUGCACUCGGCCUCCGACAAUGGAUCCAACUCUUCCCCAAACUGACAGCCUGACCACAGUGCAUGCCCCUCCAAUACUGUUGGACAAAUCGUCUGUUCCCCGUGGACAAAUGCUGCCAGUGUGCCAGGAUCAAUUUCUCUCUGCCUCGUUUCAGUCUGUGGAAAAUAACUGGAUCAACCCGGCAUCUGCAUUUGUGAACCCCACUUCAUGUGCUUUCCCACCAGCAAUGAUCAGCCACACUUUUUUAUCUCAGAUGGGACCCCAUCCCUCCUCGUUAUGGGAUGGCACUGCUGUCCUGGUGGACCCUGUUGCUCUCCCAUUAGUGAAUUUUGGCCAAGCCUUCAGCCCACCUGACCAUACGACAGUAACAAACUCCGUCAUACCCCUGGUAGAACAAGGUCAGAUCGAUUCACCGUUGGUCGGCCAAACUGACAGAGUUUCAGCACUAGAUUCUAUAAACCAACCACACGCCCCAUUUUCUAUGUUUCAAUGCACAGCUUCAAGUUCUGAUGACCUGACACCUGAGGCUGGAAAUCAGCCAGUGUCAGAUGUGCUGUGUGACUCAAGACUCCUUCAGGGGAAUGACUUCUGUAGUAGCAGUACUCUUACAGAUAGUCCACAGGAUGUGGUCAGUCCCUUUUGGCUGGAUUUGCUGUUGGAUACCAAUGGUAACAUGUGCUUCCCAGAUGCUAAUCUAGUAAACAUUGUUCUUUCACCAUACACAGGGUCCAACUAACUCUAUGGUUAGACAUGUCACAGAUAUAUGCAUAUUAUAUAUUCAGCAUUAAUUGGCCACAUAUUUGAGAAAUAAAUGUAGAGAUAUUGGUUAACGUGUUCCUUGUUUGUUGGUUUAUAAUGCAUAUGUGAAAGAUAUAGAAAGUUGAUGGUUUUUCUGAGCUAGAGCUGCAUUUUUGCUUGUAGGGGGGUCUAUAUACCGUACAGUAGCUUGGCAUGCAAUACAUGUCUAUAUACUGUAGGUCAUCAUUAUGGCCAACAAAAAUAAUUAGAGCAUAGUGACAAAGCCCAUGAGGUCUGUGUGCAGCAAAGUACAUGGACCUCAAUAAAAUAACUUUUUGAUCACAUAAGUGCUUGCCGAUUUCCCCAUGUUGUUUGAUGGUGGUUCUGCAUCUCUUCAAUUUCUGUCAAUGAAGCAGAUCAGUCAUAUUUUAUUGUAUAGUCCAUUUGACCAUUUUAAAAAGCCAAUGCAUAGAAGUUGAUUUAUGUUACAUAACUGAGAAGCCAUUGCAGGAAUGUUUUUGUCUCAUACAAUGUUUGAGUACUUCUGUCACUUCAGUUAUGAAUAAUAAAUACAAAUAUAGCCAAAGGUAAUAUUUGAAAUGAACUUGUUUGACUAACUUACUUAUUUUCAGGAUUUUUGUUAUUGAAUUUGUAUUAUUCAACUGACUGCACACACUAUCCCAUAACAAUAGAUAACUGUGACAAAUAUGCAUAUCAUUUUAAAUAAGUAAAGUUUAUACUGAAUAUUUAACACUUGGUACAGAGUGAUUAUUACAACCCUGGUUGAACAAGAAAUGUAAAACAUAAUUUGGAAUUUCCUGUUUAUUUGUUAAACCGUUGGUGUGACACUGGAAUUAACAUGUUGUGAAACACACUUCCACUAGAUGGAGGUAUCAGGCUGCUAGAUUUAUGAUACCGUUUUC
Messenger RNA from Cottoperca gobio, 2174 nucleotides. RefSeq lists its product as uncharacterized. NCBI's taxonomy places the organism in Eukaryota, Metazoa, Chordata, Actinopteri, Perciformes, Bovichtidae. The record is from RefSeq and is a predicted model, not a curated record. The coding region runs from base 101 to 1249 and encodes 382 amino acids. The transcript has 6 exons. Gene Ontology annotation, molecular function: protein dimerization activity.